AAAAGAUAAAGUCAGAAUAGCUAAUGUAAGGAAAAUGAUUCCAUCUUCUUUUCAAAUAGUUACGUUAUCCCAUUGAUAUACAAUACAUUUCACCUCCGAGUUAUUAUCAUCCUCUAAAACUAACAAAAACAUUGUACAUAACACACUAUUCACCUCUCUCUUGCUCUUGUGUCGUUGUGCUAUUUAUUUGAGCUCUCGUACUCUAAGUUAUUACGUUCAUCCUGUAUCUGUUUCUCAAACCAAACAAACAAACAAACAAAACAUGCCUUUGAGAAACAAUAUAAUCGGUUGCAUAAACUUCAUCGCCGUCCUCUUCUCAAUUCCGAUCAUCGGCGCCGGAAUCUGGCUCACCACCGGAACAGUAAACUCCUGCUUCAUGCUUCUUCAAUGGCCAGUAAUAAUACUAGGAAUCUUGAUACUUCUUGUGGGUCUCGCUGGUCUCAUAGGAGGGUUCUGGAGGAUCACUUGGCUCCUCGUUGUUUACUUAAUUGCCAUGCUUGCUCUCAUCGUACUUUUAGGUGUUCUUGUCGGAUUUAUUUACAUGGUUACCCUCAGAGGCUCUGGUCGUCCACAACCAAGCAGAGCUUAUCUUGAGUAUAGUCUUGAAGAUUUUUCUGGUUUCUUACGUCGACGAGUUCACAGAUCUUAUAAAUGGGAAAGGAUUCGAAGUUGUCUGAGUACUACUAGUAUUUGUCCUGACUUAAACCAGAGGUUCACUUUGGCUCAAGAUUUCUUCAAUGCUUAUCUUAGUCCCAUUCAAUCUGGUUGCUGCAAGCCUCCAACAAAAUGUGGCUACACGUUCGUGAACGCUACAUACUGGAUAAGUCCUAUAUCAUUGCAUGUAGAUAUGGAUUGUCUACAAUGGAGCAAUGAUCAAAACACUCUGUGCUACGGUUGUAAUUCCUGCAAAGCUGGUUUGCUCGCAAAUCUCAAGAUAGAUUGGUUAAAAGCAGAUAUUUUUCUCCUUGUGGCGCUUAUCGGGUUGAUAAUCAUUUAUAUAAUCGGUUGCUGUGCAUUACGAAACUCGAGAAGUGAGGAUAUUUUCAGAAAGUAUAAGCAGGGUUAUACAUGAUACUCUGAUACGGAUGGGAAAUUAAGUUGCAAAACUGUUGUGUCCUAAUUUAGUGUCUUUACGUUUUGACCCAUGUAGUCUUUUUUUAAUUUUAUAUAUAUGCACUACCAGAACAUUUUGUGUAACUGGAAGAAUCUUUUGUAAAUAUCUUUGGUUUGGGUUUGCAAAAUUUCGCAUUUGUUAAUAUUAUUAUUAUUAUAUUUGAGUCUGAUAAAAUGAAAUGGGAAUGUGAGAACCUUUUAUGUUGUGUCUUGUAUUACUCCUUGUCUAGCCUCAUUUGCAUCAUCACAUUGAGAAUAUACAAGAAUAUAUACACUUACUAAUUAGAUGACUACAAACCAAAGGCCCUCCUUUGGAGUAAGACCAAUGUUAAAACCAUUUAUGUUGUGUCUUGUAUUGAGCUACUAUCUCUUUUCAGGAUGUCUAAUAUAGAAUAAGAAGCCUUGGAAUGUAACACAACCUCCUGCUUCUUUGCGAUCUAAACUCAUUGCAGUAGAGAUCGGUGAGGGAUACCCUUUCUUGGUCUUUUUCUCAAA
Messenger RNA from Brassica napus (rape), 1608 nucleotides. RefSeq names its product protein TORNADO 2. Gene Ontology annotation, biological process: auxin-activated signaling pathway. The record is from RefSeq and is a predicted model, not a curated record. Lineage: Eukaryota; Viridiplantae; Streptophyta; Magnoliopsida; Brassicales; Brassicaceae. The coding region runs from base 263 to 1072 and encodes 269 amino acids. The transcript is spliced from 2 exons. Gene Ontology annotation, cellular component: plasma membrane; plasmodesma.